Messenger RNA from Volvox carteri f. nagariensis, 957 nucleotides. RefSeq lists its product as uncharacterized. The transcript has 2 exons. Lineage: Eukaryota; Viridiplantae; Chlorophyta; Chlorophyceae; Chlamydomonadales; Volvocaceae. The record is from RefSeq and is a predicted model, not a curated record. Bases 1 to 957 code for a protein of 318 amino acids.
AUGGAGGGCACCGCAUCUUUGGCUCAUGACUUGGAGAAGCAUGGCUUCCCGCAUAGGGACAACGACGUCGGAGAAGUAGCGGCAGGGAGGGAGGUCACGAAGCGCGGCGAAACCGCCGUGAUGCGUUUGCUGGCUCAGGAACGGCGGCUUAUAACGUACCAGAUGCUGCCAUCGCAACCGCCAUCACAACCGCCAUCACAACCGCUAUCACAACCGCCAUCAGAACCCCUCUCUCCGCCUCGCUGGCCGCCUGGCCCCCUGGCGCCCCCUCCCUCUCCGUCGCUGCCCUCAAUCAUUAAUCACAACAACUUCAUCGUCAACUAUUCCGCACCAAUGUGCCUGGCCAGCUCCAAAUUUGGCGCCGACGAGGUGCACGACUCACUGCUCGAAACGGACCGAUUAAAAAUCCUGGCUAUUAAGCUGCACAGAUUCGUACCGCUCGACGGGCCUGGCGGCUCAAUACUGGUCGCCCUCGAGGUCUACGUUUCCGAAGAAUAUCUUGGGGAAUACUGGUUGACUAUCGCCGGCAGCCUCUUCAUUCCUGAUGCAGGCCCAUCGCUCAUCACCUCCGAAACCAUAACCAUACAUGGAAAACCGCUAACCGCCGUAACUACCUGCUGCAACGCCGGUGGCACUGCCAGCGGCUUGGCCCUGCACUACGCCAACGGCACGGUGGAAAGAACGUACGGAUGCCGUUUCUACGAAUACGGCGGCGGCGGCAGCAGCAGCAGCAGCAACAGCAUCAUUGCGGGCGGCAAUAGCACCUACCCGGUGGUGGAGGUGCCGGCGGGAGCAUGGGUGGGAUCACUUCGCGCCACCGCGGCAGCAAUUAUUGGAUCCAUUUCGCUGGGAAUGGUGUCUCCCCCACGUGAGUACGAUAGUACGAGCGAUAUCAGGGGAGGGUGGCAGCCAAAACGCGAGGUGGUCGAUGGCGAGGAGAAGGCAGAUGAGAAAUAG